Messenger RNA from Zootoca vivipara (common lizard), 2397 nucleotides. RefSeq names its product Bardet-Biedl syndrome 2 (gene BBS2). The record is from RefSeq and is a predicted model, not a curated record. Gene Ontology annotation, biological process: non-motile cilium assembly. Gene Ontology annotation, cellular component: ciliary basal body; motile cilium; BBSome. Lineage: Eukaryota; Metazoa; Chordata; Lepidosauria; Squamata; Lacertidae. Gene Ontology annotation, molecular function: protein binding.
CAACAGCCCAAAAUGGCCGCCACGUCGACGUCGUGACGCUACGGCCAAGCGCGACCGGGCCUGUCAGCGGCGGCGUUAGCGGCGGUCCCUCUUCUAUAUCUGGGUCGGCUCGGGCUGCCUUCGCUGCCGCCAUGCUGGUGCCCGUCUUCACGCUCAAGCUGAACCACAAGAUCCUGCCGCGCAUGGUGGCGGUGGGCAAGUACGACGGCACCCACCCAUGUCUGACGGCGGCCACGCAGGCCGGCAAGGUUUUUAUUCAUAAUCCUCAUGCACGUGGCCAGCGUAUUAGUGCAAACCGUUUAGUGCCCAGUGCCCAGGAUGCUGAUAUUUCUCUUCUGAACAUUAAUGAGGCAGUCAGCUGUUUAACUGCAGGACCGCUGAACCCCGACCUUGGCUGUGAUUCCCUUCUCAUUGGCACACGGACCAGUUUGCUGGCAUAUGAUGUGCACAACAAUGCUGACUUGUUUUAUGCAGGGGUACCUGAUGGAGCAAACACAAUAGUGCUUGGAACUUUAGGAGAUAUUUCCUCACCUCUUGCUAUUAUUGGUGGGAACUGUUCGUUGCAAGGCUUUAAUCAUGAAGGAAAAGACCUUUUCUGGACGGUCACUGGUGACAAUGUCCGAUCACUGGCAUUGUGUGACUUCGAUGGUGAUGGAAAGAAAGAGCUGCUCGUUGGAUCUGAGGAUUUUGACAUUAGGGUUUUUAAAGAAGAUGAGAUUGUGGCAGAAAUGUCAGAGACUGAGACUGUUACUGCGCUAACCCCGAUGUGCAGCAGUCAUUUUGGCUAUGCCCUUUCUAAUGGAACAGUUGGCAUUUAUAAUCGGACAUCCCGCUACUGGAGAAUUAAAUCUAAAAAUCAGGCAAUGAGUAUACAUGCAUACGAUAUCAACUCUGACGGCGUGUGUGAGCUGAUCACUGGCUGGUCCAGUGGGAAGGUUGAUGCACGUAGUGACAGAACUGGAGAGGUCAUCUUCAAGGAUAAUUUUGCUUCCUCAAUUGCAGGAAUUGUGCAGGGUGAUUAUCGAAAGGAUGGCAAUACACAGUUAAUCUGCUGUUCUGUUGAUGGUGAAGUGCGAGGCUACCUCCCAGCUAGUCAAGAGAUGAAAGGGAAAGUGAUGGACACCAGUGUGGACCAGGACCUGAUUCGAGAGCUUAGUCAAAAGAAACAAAAUCUCCUGCUUGAGUUAAGAAAUUAUGAAGAAAACACAAAGCAAGUGGAACUAAACACCCAAGUGAAUGAGAUGGAUGGACAAAGGGGUGUGAUUCCUGCAAACACCCAGCUCCAAACAGCACUCUCGGUCAAUCUGGGCUCAGAUAGUGAAUCCGCUCAUGUUGAAUUAUGCAUUUCCACAUCCAAUGACACAAUCAUUCGAGCAGUGCUGAUCUUUGCUGAAGGAAUAUUUGAAGGUGAGAGUCAUGUGAUCCACCCUAGUCUUCAGAACCUCUCGAGCCGCAUUAAAAUUCCCCUCACCCCUCCCAAAGAUGUUCCAGUGGAGCUGAACAUCAAGGCCUUUGUCGGCUACAAGAAUAGCAUGCAAUUCCAUGUCUUUGAGCUGUCAAGGCAACUCCCUCGCUUCUCAAUGUAUAUUCUGAGUAGUCCAGACUCUGCUCCUGGUCCUUUAAGCUUUGUACGAUUCACAAUCAGUGAGAGGGUGCAAACAGUCAUCAUGUGGCUGAAACAAAAUUUCCUGUUACCAGAGGACAUGGUGAUCCACAAUGAGUCCUUUGAAGUUUGCUUUACCUCCCUGCGUGAUGCGGGGCAGCUGUGCAUCAAAAUGAAGCCAAGUGGGGAGAUCUCCAUUAACACCGACAACAUUGACUUGGCUGGUGACAUUAUUCAGUCGAUGGCCUCCUUUUGGGCAAUUGAAGAUUUGCAGGUUGAAGCAGAUUUCCCAGCAUAUUUUGAAGAGAUGAGAAAGGCCCUAGUUGUUGUGGAUAAUUCUCACACAUUCUCUCAGAAGCUCACAGCUGACAUGGCAGAGCACUCCAAUCUCAUUCGCAGCAUGUUGGUUCGAGCAGAAGAUUCACGCCUCAUGGGAGACAUGAGAAAUAUGAAGAAGCGAUACAAAGACCUGUAUUAUCUCAACAGGGAUUUGCAGUCCCAAUACAGUAUUCGCUGCAGCAAUCAUGCAGAACUUCUAAAUAACCUCAAGGCAGUAAACCAGGCUAUCCAAAGAGCAGGACGCUUGCGCGUUGGUAGGCCCAAGACACAGGUGAUUGCUGCAUGCCGUGAGGCUAUUAAGCAUAACGACGUUAAUGCACUCAUCAAGAUAAUGCGUGUGGGAGUCACUUCCUCUUUAUUAAAGAAAAGACUGACAGAGACUGCGGUGGGAUGAUCGUUUUAAAAGGCAGUCAGCUCAGUGAGAUGGGCAAAGUGGUGUAGCAGCUGACGUACCA